AUGGGCGACGCUAGCGAUGGGGUCGGCGUCGAAGGCAUCCUCAAAGUGGUCAAAUCUUUACGCCAGGAGGGCAUGGCAGCGUCGUUCUGUUUCGGUACAGACUUGGCGCCACUCUCUGGGAAACAGUGCUGGGUGUACGCUAUUGGGUUUCCCGACCAGACAACGUGGGCUAUUCGCGUUCCGGUCCAUAUCAAGAAUCUUCCACCAGACAUCAUCAGCAACACCGUCGAGGAGGAGGCCUCAGUUUUGAAAAGGCUCGAGCGAUGUGAUUUUUCUUGGUCACCAAGACUGAUAGGAUAUUGUUCAGGGUUCGACAAUCCCAUUGCAUACCCUUACAUCGUUUCGACAUGGAUCCAUGGAUCGCCAUUACAGUGGACGGAUGACAUCCCAUGUUCUCGCGAGAGCCGGGACAGUUUACUCCGUCAGAUGGGGGAAAUACUUAUGCAACUUGCUGAGCGCACCCAAUGCCAAGGUAUUGGGGGCGAUGCAGUCACGUUUCUGACAGAUAUUAUCGACCGCAAGCUCAGUCGAGCUCUUCGCGGCGGACUCCCUGACAUCAGCCCCCAGAGCUGCCUGCUUCAGAGAGCCUUAGUCCGCAACACAUUUGCGUCAACAGCAGAUCCAAUGGUCUUAUCCCACGAGGACCUUGAUCCAUCAAACAUUAUAGUUGACGAGCAAUGCAACAUUCAAGGGCAAGUACUUUUCUAUUGGAGAACGCCAUGGCGCUGGGCUAAUACUUCUGACUAG
This is a messenger RNA of Fusarium subglutinans, 747 nucleotides long. Its product is annotated as kinase-like domain protein. Lineage: Eukaryota; Fungi; Ascomycota; Sordariomycetes; Hypocreales; Nectriaceae. The transcript has 2 exons. The coding region runs from base 1 to 747 and encodes 248 amino acids. The record is from RefSeq and is a predicted model, not a curated record.